Molecule: messenger RNA, 1025 nt
Organism: Paecilomyces variotii
Lineage: Eukaryota; Fungi; Ascomycota; Eurotiomycetes; Eurotiales; Thermoascaceae
Exons: 2
Coding region: 69-656 (195 amino acids)
Source: RefSeq, a predicted model, not a curated record
GUGCUCUCCAGAAUUCUUCAAUUUUACACUCUUACCUCAGAGAUCGAAUUUAAAUAUUAACUGCCACAAUGUCCCGCCCUUCAGAUGACGCGAAAGUCGAAGGGUUCUUCGUACCAUCUUCUCCCAACGAACUAGCAGAGAUCCUCAAGAAGGGAAAGAUGGAGAACGUGUCUCUCUACCAUCUUCACGGCCAAGUGAUAGGCUCGGGAUCCAAGGUCUCAGAGACACAAUUUGUUGCUUUUAGAGCAGUCUGGCCGAUAAUAAAGACCGCUGACCAGUUUGUUGAUGAUACCUACCUAUACGGCAUCGACAAGUUCUGGGAGCACGCGAAAUCAAUUGUGAACAACCUGGACAGUUUCAAAAGAUUUACUGAUAUGCUUGACCAUCAGAUAUAUCUGAAAGACCUUGCCAUCACCGAUCAGAGAUACCCGUCGAUAUUUGCUACGCUCAAAGACUUCCAUGAAAUUAUCGGAUACGAUACUUAUCAGCUCCGCAGGUCGAACCGGGUGAAGAGAGCUCCUCCAGCUACACAGUCAGGCCAAUCAUCCGGAACAGGAGCCUUCAAGAAGGCCAGAAAUGUGGCUCUCGCAAGCACACGGGAUAUUCUGCAUACCAGAACUAGUGAAGUCAGGGCAGAGAGACCAGCCAUAGAAUAGCAGGCAUCACCAGCGGAUUCAAAUAAACAGCUCAAAGCGCCUGAUGAGGCAACUGUCAACGCGGCCAUAAUAGCAUUCCUAAGGCUAUUUUCUGGCUUAGUGAGGACCUCAAAGUUCGAGUUCCUCUUUGAACGCGUGUCUUUGACGCCAAUCUUCGGCAAGUGCUCGUUCACUGCUUACACAGACGGAGCUUUUCGAAGCUCCUAGAAAGUCCUCGCAAUAAUAGAAGUUAAAAAGGCACCAAGGAUGAAAGACCUGCAAUCUAUUCAGAUGCAAGAGACGGCCGAAAUGGUCGGCUGGUUGAGGCAAUUUGAGAUAGACCAAAAGUUCAUGAACAACCAUCCUGUAAUUAUAUCCCAGGAUCACAAU